AUGACAACAACCCCUGCACAUCUUGGUGCAAAGGUGGACUGGGCUGUUGAUCAUCUCAAUGCCCGCUGGGAUCUUAGGCUGCCAAAACUGCAUGGCGCACAAGCUCGAAAUGCUGGUGGUAAUGAUCGACUGGCGUUCCAAUGUUUCUCCAGGAUUAGGAUGCUCACAUUUCGUUCUGUUCCCAUCGAAAAAAUCAUUGAAGAAUUUGAUGUGGAGGCUCGCCAAAUCCAUUCGCAAUGGGUGUACAAACCUUCGCAGGAGAAGGGCACUCUUGCCACUCUUCCUGUCACCAAAAGUUUUAUUGAGCGAGAGAAGUGUGCGCUGCAACUGAAAAAACUCUCUGCUUCAGAACGAAAUCAGCUUUCUCAAGCACUGUUUAAAGUUCUUGAUGAGUACUGUAAGCUUGCUCAAUUGUCACAUCUGACUCGGACCCAGAGCACCCCUAUCACUCCUAGGAGAGCUGGUGCGCAUGAGGGUCUGGAACCAAGACUAAAGUCUCCAGGAACAGCCUCCGUGAAACGGUCGAUUCUUUCUCCUGAUAGUAAAAGUAAGCGUCAGCAAACACUGAAACAACUUAAUUAUUUCAGACCACCUCCCUUCUACACAAAAUCGGAGCCCCUAUCACCAUCGCACACCAGGUCACAUCCAGAAAUUACUAGCUUUGACACCAUUGCAACAUCCAGAACCUCAUCUGUUUUCGAUCACGUCGAGGGCUACAGCGAUAUAUCUCAUCAAACCUCGGUCUUGGAAGGGUUUGAAACUUCUCCCAAGGCAGAACAGUCACAAGAUCUCCUGCCGACUCAAGAAUUGGACGAAUUAAUGGAAGAUGACGACUUCCGAAGGUCUUUCCAUGAAAGCUCCUUCUUAUCCAAUGAUUCAGAUGCAGCCUUGAGCAAUACUUUUCCCGAAAAGCGCCAAUUACCUUCGAGUCUUCCAUUCUGGCUGUCCUGGGAGAGUGAUCGUCUUGCAGGCAAGACAGGAGAUAUUCCUAUCGAUUUCUACGAAACCAUUCGGAAACGAUGCAAGACCGAUGUUCCCACUUUUGAUGCGUAUUGGGAAGCUGCGAGGGAGUAUUUUCGGCAGAAACAGAUAUCACUACCACCCAAAUCGGACAUUCCUCUUCGGAUGGCUUCUGAGAACAAAUACAGCGAUUUACACUCGACAAAGGCGGUAUAUCUCACCGCAAACCUUGUCUGGAACAAAGACCUUGCCGAUGGCUGGUUCAAGCUUGAAACGCAGGAAAUGCGUCUUGAACAAUCUUGUAGAUUUUACAGAAAGUUUGGGGCAGACCGAUUUCUGGUACUGUUUACCCCUGAGUUCUCUCCAACCAACUACCCAGAAGCCCUCAAAUCUCGAGCCAACGACCGAGAUCUUCUGCGUAAGCGAAUCACAAACUUCUUGACUGGUAACAGCCAUUUCAUCGCAGGGAGAUACUGGCGUGUUUUUUACGUGGAGCCCGAUAAGAAGAAGCGGCGAAAGGAUCAGUCAUCACGUCUCAAAUUCUUCUUGUUUGCAGAAACAGGGUACGAUAUCAUAGCUCCUCCGUCACCCGUUGAUCUAUAUGCAGAUUCACUUGACAUCGAUGGCCACCAUCAAGAGAUCGAACUGAAACUUCUGGCUGACUGGCAUAUGCAAUUUGAGGCCAACGCACAAUCGACUGAUCUGAAGUUGUUUUCCAGAUGCGGUCUCGGGCUCUCGAAAACAACGCCAACAGAAACUCUCAAUCGAAAUGAGUUUAUUGUCCGACAUGACUCACCAUCUAGCCCAGUCAUGAACGACGGUUGUGCAUUAAUCUCUUUUGAAUUGGCACAGGCAAUUUGGAAGAAGUUAGGUGGUCAGGGCGACAUGCCGUGUGCUUUCCAAGGCAGAAUCUCUGGUGCCAAAGGGCUGUGGAUAGUGGAUUUUCAAAAUCGGCACUCUGAAAAAAGUGAACGAGGGUACUGGAUCGAAGUAUCCGAUUCGCAAUUGAAGAUCAAGCCACAUCCCAGACACCGAAAAUGUGAUGAUGUGUGUCUCCGAACAUUUGAAGUCCUGAACUGGGCCGGCGAAUGCAAACCUGGGCACCUCAAUUUACAAUUGAUUACUGUUCUCGAGGAUGGUGGUGUGCCUCGUGCAGCGUUCGAAGAUGCACUCAUGGCCGAUACUCAAUCUUUUUCGGAAUCUCUCAAGGCAGCCAUCAAAGACGAGAGGGACGGAAGGCCAUUACUAGUGUGGAUGCAGACGAAUGGACUCUUGGGCCCAAUCGAGAAGAAAAAUGUUCUAGGUUCAUUCCCUUCAGACCGUCGGCAACAGCUAAGGCUUCUGCUUGAGUCCUCAUUCAGUCCUUCAGAGUCUACCAAGGUCAAAGACUGUGUGAAAACAAUACUGAUGCACUACAUGACCAAUUACGUUGAGAGGCUGUGGAUCACUCAAAUCUCAUCAACGACUGUCUUCUGUGUGCCAGAUCCCACUGGCAAAUUAAAGCAUGAUGAAGUUUGUCUCAACUUCUCCAAGGCGGUCAAAGAUCCACGGAGCGGUAUGAGUGAGCUGGUGCUCAACGACAUUGAAGUGCUUGUGGCAAGAAAUCCUGCAUACCUUGCUUCCGAUGUUCAGAAACGCAAAGCUGUUUACAUACAUGAGCUACGACACUACAGGAAUGUCAUUAUAUUCCCUACGACUGGCACUCGGCCAUUGGCAUCCAUGCUGUCCGGAGGAGAUUAUGAUGGUGAUACUUGUUGGGUGUGCUGGGACCCUGCGAUCGUGGAGCCUUUCAAAAACUCCGAAUUGCCUACUAUGCCCAGCCCAGAGUCGUGUGGCAUGAGACAGGAGUCGAGACCGCUUGGUGAGAUUUUCACCAAAGACCGGCCCUUUCAAGAGGCAUUGAACGAUUUCUUUCAAGCUUGUGUCGAAUUCAAUGCACGUCCAAGUCUCAUGGGUAGCUGUUCAACAGAGCAUGAAAAGCUGAUAUACUCCAUCAGCCAACAGGGGAGCGCAAGAAAAUUAUCACACCCAGGUGCUGUCAUGCUUGCAACAUUGGCUGGUUACCUAGUUGACAGCAACAAGCAGGGUUGGAGCCUGAAUGAGAGUGCUUGGUUCUCAUUCCGUGCCGAAGCGAACGGCGGCAGAAAACUACACAGACCAGCCUUCAAGACAAGCAGUCCUCCGCAACGGCAACAGGGAACUUUUGCAAAUAUCAUGGACUUUCUCAAAUUUGAAGUGGCGGAACGAGAGAAGGACAACACAUUGGCUGGUUUCCAGAAACUCAAUUCGGAAGCUGGUGUCUAUGACGGUGUUCUGAGUGCCACUUGGAAAGACUUGUGGAAGAAGGCACUCGACGAGAAGAAGGCGUCCGAAAAGAGAUCUCGCCAGAGCUCGCGAGGCAGCAAGUCCAGUUCUCAGCCAAGGAGUCUCAUCGCUGAAGCAGACCAUGAACACGGUCAUGGUACCUAUCUGAUCUGUGACGACCUGAUACAACGCAUUGAGGAGAUCCAAAAGCGAUGGCGAGAAGUGGCAUCGCCUGAGGAGUUAUCGGAUUCAGCCAAGUACACCUAUGCCAUUCGUCAAAUCUAUGAGCCUUUUCUGGCCAUUGAACCGAAGAAGAUUGACCACCCCAUACGCCGUCGUUUCGAAGAAGAAACGACUUUGCAAUUUUCUUACUGGUCACUUUUGCGAGCAUCUUGUUUGCACUAUCACAUCUGCCGAAGAGGCAUAUUUCCUGAAUGGGUGUGGAGCAUUGCAGGAAGAGAAUUGUGCCAUCUCAAAGCCAUCAGUUACGAAGGCCCUGUGCGUCUGGUACCAGAAAACAUACUUGACAUGAUGAAAGUCAGUUCGAAGUUGGCCAAAGCACUGGAGGAUCGACAAACAAUGGAUGCUGACGCCGAUGCCGAGGAGAUGGAUGCAGAAGAUAUGAUUGACGUUGACAUGAUGGAAGAGUGAUAUUUGGG
Exophiala oligosperma is the source of this 3923-nucleotide messenger RNA. RefSeq lists its product as uncharacterized. Gene Ontology annotation, biological process: siRNA processing. The record is from RefSeq and is a predicted model, not a curated record. NCBI's taxonomy places the organism in Eukaryota, Fungi, Ascomycota, Eurotiomycetes, Chaetothyriales, Herpotrichiellaceae. Gene Ontology annotation, cellular component: nuclear RNA-directed RNA polymerase complex. The transcript is spliced from 3 exons. Gene Ontology annotation, molecular function: RNA-directed RNA polymerase activity. Bases 1 to 3915 code for a protein of 1304 amino acids.